AUGAAGAAGAUGGCAAACGAGUUGGAAAUUGAGAAGCAGAAGACUGACGAGCUUUUGUGCGAAUUGAUGCCAGCUUCUAUUGCUGAUGCAUUGCGCCAAGGAAAAAUGAUUGAAGCAAGUGAUUUUUCUGACUGCACCUUACUUUUCACCGACAUCGUCACAUUUACAAACAUUUGUGCUAAAUGCACUCCCUACGACGUUGUCACGUUGCUGAACGAUUUGUAUCUUCGAUUCGACAGGUUGAUUGAACUGCACGGUGUAUACAAGGUAGAAACCAUAGGAGACGCGUACAUGGUAGUUGGAGGAGUUCCAGAUCCAUGUGACAACCAUUCAGAAAGAGUGUUGAAUGUGUCAAUCGGUCUAUUGAUGGAGUCGAAGUUAGUCUUGUCUCCUAUUACACACAAGCCUAUAAAAAUACGUGUUGGUGUUCAUGCUGGCCCUGUCGUCGCAGGAGUUGUAGGGAUGAAAAUGCCACGGUACUGCUUGUUCGGAGACUCCGUCAACGUUGCAAAUAAAAUGGAAGCGUGUGGUGUACCUAUACGAAUUCACGUUUCGGAAACUGCGAGAACUAAUGCAUUGCGAACAAACCAAAAUUUCGUAUUUGUUGACAGAGGACUGACCGAUAUCAAGGGUAAAGGACUCAUGUACACAUAUUUUCUGGAAAGAAAUGAUAGGAAAAGCGUGUGGGAGCUUUGCGCUCGCCCUCGGUCUGGCGAACAAACUAUAGACGGCUAUAUGGAACUGCACGACUCGUCCAUUUAUCACGAAAGCGAGCAAAAUCCGACCAAAAACGGUGAAAAAAAGGAGGCUGGAGCGGAAACAGUUCCGAAAACUCACCACGUACGUUCCAUCACAUGCACCGUGUCUUAG
This is a messenger RNA of Ostertagia ostertagi, 870 nucleotides long. The record is from the annotation of a GenBank genome assembly. NCBI's taxonomy places the organism in Eukaryota, Metazoa, Nematoda, Chromadorea, Rhabditida, Trichostrongylidae.